This is a messenger RNA of Populus nigra (black poplar), 3025 nucleotides long. RefSeq lists its product as uncharacterized. The transcript has 3 exons. Gene Ontology annotation, molecular function: ATP binding; carbohydrate binding; protein kinase activity. Gene Ontology annotation, biological process: protein phosphorylation. Lineage: Eukaryota; Viridiplantae; Streptophyta; Magnoliopsida; Malpighiales; Salicaceae. The record is from RefSeq and is a predicted model, not a curated record. Bases 36 to 2912 code for a protein of 958 amino acids. Gene Ontology annotation, cellular component: plasma membrane.
CCAAGCAUUGCAGCACUACAAUUUCAACUUCCCUCAUGGGAAAGCUUCCUGUUCCAUUUCUUCCUUUUGUUUUCUCAACUCUCUUCACACUAAUAAUCCCUUCUGCGAGUGGAUUAUCUUUCAACUUCACCAGCUUCGUUGUUGGCGAUCGAAACAUUUCAUACGAGCAGGAUGCAUCUCCUGCUCCAGAUGGAGCUGUUCGGCUCACCAAAAGUCUAAUAGAUACUAAUAUGGCUUUAAGUUCCGGUCGAGCCACGUAUUACAAAUCGAUGCAGCUUUGGGACAAGGCCUCGGGGAAUCUUACAGACUUCACUACCCAUUUCUCUUUUUCCAUCAAUUCGCAAACUAAAGCUCAAUACGGAGAUGGAUUGGCUUUCUUUCUUGCGCCAGAAGGAUCAAUGCUUCGGCCUAAUCUCUCUCAGGGUGCAGGUCUAGGUCUUGCAAGGAGUGAUCAGCCACUAAACACAACGGCUAAUCAAUUUGUUGCAGUGGAGUUUGAUAUCUUCAAAAAUGAUUUUGAUCCACCAGGCGAGCAUGUAGGUAUUGACAUCAACUCUAUGCAAUCUGUAAAUACUAUUACUUGGCUGUGUGAUAUUAGAGAAGGGAGAAAAACUGAAGCUUGGAUUAGUUAUAAUUCAAGUACACAUAAUCUGAGUGUCGCCUUCACUGGUUAUAGAAAUAACACUGUAGAAAUGCAAUUCCUUAGUCAAAUAGUUAGUUUGAGGGAUUACCUACCAGAAAGAGUUAGUUUUGGCUUUUCGGCUUCAACAGGAGAUUUAUUUGCCAUACAUACCCUUUACUCGUGGGAUUUUAGUUCAAGCUUAGAAAUUGAUGAUAAUGUUCCCAGUCCAAUAGAUCUAUGGAAGAUCUAUCAACUCGAUGUGAAGUCAGCAUUUCUGAAUGGCUUCCUAGAAGAAGAGAUCUAUGUUGAACAACCACUUGGAUACAUUGAUGCUGAAAAUGAAGGCAAAGUAUACAAGUUGAAGAAGGCUCUCUAUGGUUUGAAGCAAGCUCCGCGUGCUUGGAAUACCAGAAUUGACAGGUAUUUUCAAGAUAAUGGAUUUGAGAAAUGUCCAUAUGAACACGCCAUAUAUGUGAAGAAAGGAGCAGAUGGCAGCAUCUUAUUUGCGUGCCUGUAUGUUGAUGAUUUGAUAUUCACCGGCAACAACCCUACCAUGUUUGAAGACUUCAAACGAAGCAUGGUACAGGAGUUUGAGAUGACUGACAUUGGUUUAAUGUCACAUUUUCUUGGCUUGGAAGUAACGCAGAAAGAAGAAGGGAUUUUUGUAUCCCAAAGCGGUUACGCCAAAGAUAUUCUUGAAAGGUUCAAGAUGGAAAGCUGCAAUCCGGUAUCAACUCCAGUUGAGAAUGGAGUGGAAUUGAGGAAGAGUAAGGUUGGAAAUGUCGAUCCAACUUACUUCAAAAGCUUAGUAGGAAGCUUAAGGUACUUGACAUGUACCAGACCGGAUAUACUCUACGGGGUCGGACUCGUCAGCAGAUACAUGGAGACACCAGACCAGUCUCAUUUGAAUGCAGCCAAGAGAAUUCUUCGCUACAUCAAAGGCACAAUGAAUGAAGCCACCACCAGUGGUUACUCCCACCAACAAGAUCCAGCUGCAGCUUCUCCGCCAAAUGGUGGUUCUCUUAGGAAUCGGAAAAGGAACAGGACAGGACUGGCAGUUGGAUUGGGUGUUGGGGGUGGUGCUAUAGUUGUUGGGGCCGCUUUGGUUGGGUUUGUUAUUAAGUUUAUGUGUGGGCACAAAGAAGAUGAAGAAGGUGGUCAUGUCCUUGAAGAGUACAUGGAUGAUGAAUUUGAAAGGGGAACAGGACCAAAGAAGUUCUCUUACCAAGAAUUGGCUCGAGCUACAAGUAACUUCAAGGAUGAAGAGAAGCUAGGUGAGGGUGGGUUUGGUGGUGUCUAUAAAGGUUUUUUGACGGAGAUUGAUUUAUUCAUUGCGGUGAAGAGAGUAUCAGGAGGUUCUAAACAAGGGAUUAAAGAAUAUGCAGCAGAGGUAAAUAUCAUUAGCCGAUUGAGGCACAGAAACGUAGUCCAACUCAUUGGUUGGUGUCAUGAAAGAAGGGAGCUUUUACUUGUUUACGAAUUCAUGCCUCAUGGCAGCUUAGACUCCCAUCUUUUCAAAGAAAAUAGUUUGUUGACAUGGGAGGUGAGGUACAAAAUCGUGCAAGGCUUAGCAUCGGGGCUGUUGUACUUGCAUGAAGAAUGGGAACAAUGUGUGGUGCAUAGAGAUAUAAAGUCUAGCAACAUUAUGUUGGACUCAGAAUUCAAUGCUAAGCUUGGGGAUUUUGGUUUGGCUAGGCUUGUGGACCAUGGAAAAGGUUCUCAAACAACAGUUUUGGCAGGGACUAUGGGCUACAUGGCUCCAGAGUGUACAAUGACAGGCAAGGCUAGCAGAGAGUCAGAUGUUUACAGUUUUGGGAUUGUUGCAUUGGAGAUAGCUUGUGGAAGAAAACCUAUCAACCCAAAGGCCAGUAAUGAAGAUCAAGUGUCCAUGGUGCAGUGGGUUUGGGAGCUCUAUGGUGAAGGAAAGCUACUUGAAGCAGUUGACCCAAGACUAUGCGGAGAUUUUAACAAGACGCAGAUGGAACGCUUGAUGAUUGUCGGCCUUUCGUGUGCUCAUCCGGAUGAACAUCUUAGACCCUCAAUUCGGCAAGCACUUCACGUACUUAAUUUUGAUGCUCCAUUGCCUAUUCUCCCAUCAAAGAUGCCCGUGCCAUCAUAUUUCGCCCCGCCAAUAUCUGCAUCUUCACUUUCAAUAAUGUCCUAUGGCCUUACAGAUUCUGAAGGAGGGAUGAACAAAUCUUCAAGUUAUAGUUACAACACUAAUUCUUCCCAGUUCACUGCAUCUUCUUCAGCUUCUUCUGCAUCUGCCAUGCUUCUACACGAAGGCUAAAUUGAUGAUCAGUGUAAUUAAUUUGAGAUUCUUAUCCAGUUAAAACAUUUAAGUUUGCCCCUUUUAUUGUACUGAUCAAUUUUUACGUCUUUUCUGAACUAGAUUUUCUUUGA